AGCUGAGAUUCGUUUCUCUACCGCCGAUGGCGCUGAGAUAGAAAAUCUUCAAAUCUAGUAUGUACUAGUUGUGUACUUACUGUAAAUACUUGUAUACUUUACCGUAUGUACACAUAGUAUGCAACUGCAAUACGAAGCUCUAAUGAUUUUAUCAUAUGUAUAUAACAUUUUGAAAUUUAAGAAAUGGGAAUUUUUUUUCUUCAUUGCAGUUAUACUUGGUAUAAAAUGGUCGAAAAUUAUUACGUUUCGACCAGAUGUGAACCAUUUAACAGAAUUACAUAAAUGUCCGGCAUGUUUCGGUACUUCUGCUUGUGGUUAUACCGAUCAAGUGGAUAUUACACCGUAUAAUUUAUAUUCUAUAUUUUCUUAUUUCUUUGGAGCAAAAAAUGUUUUUUUCGGUCGUCUAAAUGAGAAUGAUAUUGUAUUAAAAAAGUUGGCACAUUCGUUUGAAUUAAGUAAAUUUGACCAAAUGCUUUGUGAAAAUAAAAGUUUCUCCCAUAUUUGUACGAGCAAUUUAAAGAAGUCGAUAAACGAAGUUAACAAUGUAGAUUUUUAUGAACUCAUUAAGCAAGAAGUUGACUUAGAUUUUACGAAAGAUAACUUGAGUCGUUUAAGGGUUUGUCCCAAUGGGCAACAUUUGAGUAAUCUUUUGCAACAAGUAUAUCUUAAUAAUGAAUAUGUUAAUAAACAAACUCUUAAUGUUAAUAUUUGGACAUUAAUCGUUCUUAAUCCCGAACCUCUGCUUCUUCAGAUAUUAUCCGCAGAUGAAAAUUGGCCAGUACCAAGGUAUUUAGGUGCAUGUGGGCGUAUUAUACUGCAAGAAUAUGUUGGUUUACCAUUAAUGAAUUAUUAUUAUAAACCAUGGUUGCUAAGAGCUCGAAUAGUUUCUAGUCUUCUAAAUGGUGCUUACGUAUUUACAUUUCAAAGCGAUGACUUUGGCUUUUAUUUAACCGAUAUAUCGGCUGAUAACAUAGCAGUCGAUUCAAAUAAUAAUGCAAAAUUCAUCGAUUUAGAAAAUGUAAUAGUUGUAGAUAAAAAUUUUAUACCCGAAGAGAAAUUAGAAACAUGGAAUCAGUUACAAGAAAAUAAUGAAAAUUUUUCAUGUUCAAAAUGUUUAAUAUAUUCACCUGCCGAUAUAUGUAGUCACAGAAUUAGCGAUCAUAAUUAUUAUGCAAUAUGCAAGAUGUUUUUAGAGCCUGAUACAAAUGAUAAUUUGUUACCUAGUGGUUUUUUGUAUAACAUACCUGAAAAUAUUCAGAAAGCCUAUCCAAACAUACAAGAUUUAAUAAAACAAUGCGUUAAUCCUGAGAAGCCGUUUACCAGAAUAAUUGCUGGAAUACAACUUAAAGAAUUAUUAGAUACUAUAAUCGAGGAUAAAAACGCAGACACAGAUUGAUUGAAUAAGAAAGUUUAUAAUUAUUAACAGUGAAAAAAAUGUACAAAACAAUAAUACAAAAAUUGUAUAUAAUGUAAAAAUAGUUUGUUUCAUGUUACAUAAAUUUAUACAAUGUUCAAAUAGUCUUCAUUUGACAGUCAAUAGAUUAUGAUUAAUGUUAAUUA
This is a messenger RNA of Megalopta genalis, 1560 nucleotides long. Its product is annotated as divergent protein kinase domain 2A. NCBI's taxonomy places the organism in Eukaryota, Metazoa, Arthropoda, Insecta, Hymenoptera, Halictidae. The record is from RefSeq and is a predicted model, not a curated record.